Menidia menidia (Atlantic silverside) is the source of this 7322-nucleotide messenger RNA. NCBI's taxonomy places the organism in Eukaryota, Metazoa, Chordata, Actinopteri, Atheriniformes, Atherinopsidae. The record is from the annotation of a GenBank genome assembly.
AUGCGGGACGCUCUUAGCGCUGUUUGUUACUUUUAGCGCUCCUGGAGGCGGAUGGACAGCUGAGAAAGCCCUGCGGCCACAAAAUGGGAAACAUUCAUCUAUGGACAAGGUCUUUAGGGAAAGCUGGGAGCCUUCUAUCCAUCUGGAUGGAAGGCCAGUGGACCGCUUCAUCAUCAGCUCCAACAAACCUGCCAGGUCUCACCGCUUCACCAAAGUGAGCAAAGACAGUCGCUCUCAUCUUCUGGAGGAUGUAGACCCUGACUGGGUUAACCUGGAUGGCUUUGCUGUUGUGGGCAAUGUACCUGUCAGCAACUCAUCAACAGGUUCUGUCAGGUCUUCACAAGUUGCACAGAGAAAUCACUCCACCGCAGAGCGGACAACCAGAGUAAAUGGAAGUCCUCAUUCAGUGGGUGUGACCUACACCAGAGCUCACAGGAGGGCACCUCAGUCUUCCUCUGGUCCCAGGCAGCCUGAAAGAGCUGUGGCAAGACCACCGCUCCUGGAAAAAACACGUCACCACCAGAUCAAGCCUCAGGCCGACCAGAGGAAAAGACACACACCAAAACUAACAUCUGAGUCCGUUCAUGUGGUGUCACUGCAGGCACAGAAGGCCCAAGGUCAGAGCACACCUGCCAACAAAGCAGUUCCAUCCAAAACAUCCACACCAGAGCCACCUGAGUAUGAAGCUCGAGACAUCAGUGUCAGGGUCAUGUCUCCAAAGUCGGUGCUCAUCUCUUGGGUUGACCCUGCUGUCGAAAUGGGAAAAGUUGCCUCAGAGGCAUCCAGAUCAUAUACAGUUCGGUUCAGAGAGAAGGGUGAGUCAGCACGGUGGGAGUACAAGGACAGCACCCAGAGGAGGCUGAUGAUAGACACCCUGUCUGCCGAUGGCAUGUAUGAGUUCUCAGUCAGAAUCUCUCAGGGAGAAAAACAUGGCAAGUGGAGUGUCUCAGUCUUUCAGAGGACUCCUGAGUCAGCACCAUCUGGGGCACCUGAGAACUUUGAGGUCAAGCCUCUACGAGGAAAAGGAACAGCUGUCAUUGCAACAUGGGAUCCUCCUGAAGAACCCAAUGGGAGGAUAAGAGAGUAUAUAUUGUCUUAUGCUCCUGCUAUGAAACCAUUUGGAAUGAAAAGCACGACGUACCGUGGUAGCACAACCACAGCUACCAUAGAUGGCUUAACACCAGGAGAACGCUACGUAUUCAAGAUUAGAGCUACCAACAGGAGGGGAAUGGGACCACAGAGCAAGGCCUUCAGUGUUGCCAUGCCACAGUCCGGCAGUGCUGCCUCAUCGUUAUUGAAAACCAAGAACAGCCAACGGACUGACUCUUCUUCCGAACAGGACACUAACCAUGAAGAAUACAACCUUGAGUCAACAGACGCGCUAGAGCAACUCACCACAACCUCUCAGCCGCGCCCUGGCAUGCCUUUGAACAGGCGUGUACGUCCACUUUCCCAGACACGGUCCUAUCACAGCAUUUUCUCCUCCGUGAGAGGCUCAGUCAGGAAUGUGGUGAACAGAGAUUCAACUAGAGGAAGAGCUACAGAGGAUGAAGAACAAGAACAAGCCAAAAGAUCAACAACACCCCCUCCAGUGGAAGAGACAUUGUUCGCUGAAGUAGGGCUCGAGACAAAGGAACCAGACAAUGACGUUUCCCCAAUAUCUGAGGAUGUAGAGGGUUAUGGUGAGCGUCUGACCACUGAAACCCCCAGCCUCAAAGUUUUGACUCCUUCCCCAACCAAACCUGUGCAAGUUAGUCCUAAUCAACCAAACAGAAGGCCAUUUAAGAUCAGGGUCCAUAAAAAAGCUGAAUCAAAGGCAACUUCCCCCUCCUCAUCAAGUGGAACAUCUUCUUUGUCCAACUUACCUUCUUCAUCUUCUGACACCUCCUCCAUUCCUUCAGUCUCUGUUAAAACAUCCCAAUCUUUACCUUCAUCUUCCUCUUCAGCCUCAUUUUCUGCAACAUCAUCAUCCUCUUCCUCACAUAUUCAAGAGUCUGCAGCUAGUAGGAAGGACUAUGUCUCCUCUACACAUCCUGAGACCCAAAAUAAGUACAAUGAACCAAACAUUGCACCCCAGAAACCCUCCACUUCCGGUGUAAGAGAAACCAACUCCCAACAGACUGAUAGUGCAAAAACAGGUAGAGGCUCCACUUCUUCAGUACGCAGCCCCAGUUUUGGUUCAAGGUAUGGCAAUGGCAAAAGACAUCCUGGAGUUUUGUUAAGAGGGAAUUUGACCCGAACACUAAAUGGUUACAAACCUGCCACCUCUACUCAGGUUAAUUUGCCAGACAGCACUCACAGCCAAGUCACAUCACACACACGGGAUUCCGCAAAAACUCUGUCCACUUUAACAGAAAGAACUCAAAACCGUGAAACAUCAAAUACUUUCAAUUCUAAAGAAUCAAGGACAUCUUCAGCAAGUAAUUCAGGGAGCCAGACAUCAUCAGAUUCUUUUGCAUUUGAAAAAUCCCAGUCCACAUCAGAGUCUAGGUAUCGUGACUCUGUAAUUGUACAAGGUACAAAUCCAUCAACCUCAAACAGGAGAGCAAUUAACCCUUUGACUGCUGCCACAUCAGGGUCAUCUCAGUUAGCUUCACGAAGAGGUUCCUACAGCUCUGCAGCUUCAUUCGACACUCCCGAUUUACAGAGUUCACAUCCAUCACCUGAUCAAGGUGCAUCAUCCAGGGACAGAAAUGAUGACAGCAGUUACAAAAAUGCCGAACCUGGAGAAACAAAAGCUGAAAAGCCGACUUUAAGAUCUACAACCAAACCCACAGUGAAGGGGGAAAAUGAGGAAGAAAGGAAGGAUGAAAGCACCAAUGGAAAAUCUGCAAUUUCUCGUUCACGAGUCAGCCAAUCAUUUUCUGAAAGAUUUCCUUGGCUAGCAACUCGUUAUCCAGGUAGAUUAGGCUCAAAUACAAGGGCAACAUCCUCUAGGCAGAACAGUAAGAUUCCUUUCACCAGGGUUUCAUCAUCUAUUGGUGCUGGAAGACCAAUAUUAAGGGGAACACAACCAAGGGUCUCAGGAGCUGUUGGGGCAACAGGAGUGUCCUUAAUACAAGAGACUGGUGAAGGUCUCCAGACUCCAUCCACGCAUGAUACAUUAAAGGAUGGCAUUGGAGGGGGUUUAGUUAAGCUUUCUUUGACCAAUCAAAAUACAGCAUCAAGUGAGUCUCGAAACACACCUACCUCAUCUGUAUCCGCAGCUUCUGCUUCCUCAAAUUCUGAUGCACAACAGUCCUCAAGUUUGCACAAAGACUCCAUCCACAAAGAGAUAUCUGAUACAAAUAGUAAUGAUAAUUACAAGGACUCUAUCAGUGAAAGGAGUGGAGGUGGUGCUAAGCAAGAUGCAGAUCCUGAAGCAGCCCAAAAGAAUCCUGCUAUAACCUCUGCUGUCCAGAGAAAUACAGACGACAAUGAGGGUCUGAGUACAAGGAAAGCCUCUUCCAGGACCAGGUCUGGUAUGUCCUCUGGUAUGGGGAUGAAUGGGAGGAUGCGUUCUUUGAUAUUGAACAGGCGGGGCAGUGGUUCACGGCCCUCCAUAAAAUUACAGACAGCGCAAAACUCUAGGCUAGGUGCUUCAACAUCUGAUUCAACCCCUUCCUCAUCUGAUUCGUCUUCCGCAUCACAUUUACCUCGGUCAGUGCUGACCUCAGAUCUGGACAGGGGCAGUGGCACUAUCUUGACAAAAGCAGGAAGCAACUCUCACACGACGUUGUCGUCAUCUUCUAUGAGAGAAAGUUUAAGGAAUCAUGGGAGUAGGCUUCGCUCUCCCAUCAGUCGAGGGAAACCAAGCAAUGAAGGAGGAUUCAAACCUGGCAAUGGAAACGUAGGUAAAUAUGGGCAACCUAAUUUGGCAACAACCAGUGAAAAGGAGUCUGCUUCUUCUCGUGGCACCAGUAAAGCUGCUGGUCAAAGGUUUAUUACGGGACCUGAUGGAACCAAAUGGGUGGUUGACUUGGAGCAAGGGGUUCUUUUAAACCAGGACGGACAAGUUCUUCAGGACUCUCAAGGCAAACCCAAGAGAGUAGUACUUGGAGAAGAUGGACGCACUAUUUUUGAUCAUAGGGGCAGUCCCCUGGUAAGUCAGGAGGGGAUUGCUCUCUUUGGCCAUGGCAGAGAUAGCCAGCCUGUGGUCAACCCCAAAGACAAGGUCCUCAUGGUAGGAGGCAAACCUGUUCUUGGUUUGGACAUUAUACACCCCAAGACUAUUACCACCACUACCACCGGGGCUCCCACUACUACAGUUGAACCCACCUACACUGAAUGGACGACGGAGGAGUCAACCACUGCAAUGCCAUACCCAACCUGUCCACCGGGAACCUUCUCCAAAACAGAUGAAUAUGGAUAUCCUGUUGUGGACCUAGAAGGAAUUUUGGAUUGUUAUCCAGAAGAGGACUCCUCAGGAAUGGAAAUGGACCACAUGCUUACAGUGUCCAUGGUGCCUGAUGCUUUAGCUCUUGAGAAAGAUGAGAUGUUUAUUCAGACCACCUUGCCACCUUCCACAACGUCCACAACUACCACAGAGAUCCCAAUUCCAGUGCCCCAAACCAGGCCCGUCAACAAAGGUCCUUCAUCUGAGUUCGAUCUCAGCGGAAAGAAACGCUUCAUAGCUCCUUUCGUGAACUACAUCCAGAAGGACCCAGGUGCUCCUUGCUCUUUGACAGAGGCUCUGGAAUACCUUCAGGUAGAUGUCCUCGAAGGCUUGAUAGAAAAGGACAGUGCUUCAGCCAAUCAGAAGCAACCUCCUAAAAACAAGCCUCAUAACUUCACCGUGGUUGCCAUGGAAGGCUGCCACUCGUUCAUCAUUCUGGACUGGGCCCGUCCCUUGAAGGAUGACAUGGUGUCAGGCUACUUGGUCCACAGCGCUUCAUAUGAUGAUGUUAUUAAUAAUAGGUGGUCUACCAGAGCCUCCAGUGGUACACACUUACCUGUGGAGAAUCUAAAGCCCAACUCAAGAUACUACUUCAAAGUGCAGGCCAAGAAUGUCUUUGGUUUGGGACCAUUCAGUGAUACGCUCACCUAUGUCACCGAAUCAGAUGACCCUCUGCUUAUCGCAAGGCCUCCAAGUGGAGAGCCAAUCUGGAUUCCAUUUAACUUCAAGUAUAACCCUGGUCACAGCAGCUGUAAGGGAAGCCAGUACGUCAAGCGUACAUGGUACAAGAAGUUUGUGGGUGUGGUUCUGUGUAAUUCCCUUCGAUAUAAGAUCUUCAUGGGAGACGGUCUAAGAGGGCAUUUUUAUAGUAUAGGAGAUACAGUUGGCCAGGGAGAGGACCAUUGCCAGUUUGUUGACUCCUAUAAGGACGGAAGAACGGGCCCGGCUUACCUCUCAAAUAAUCUGCCCUCAGCACAAGGAUUUUACCGUGCAUACAGACAGGAGCCAGUUUUGUUUGGAGUUAUUGGCCGACAGUCAGCCCAUCCAUUCGUGGGCUGGUAUGAAUGUGGGGUGCCCAUCCCUGGCAAGUGGUAACAUCGGGGGAAGAGGACACAUCGUCGCCAUGGACACCUGCUCUCUCUGCAUCUUGCUGCAGGCUCUUAACUUUACUGGUCCUGCCUUUAAAAACAGACUUUUGCCUUUGAGCACAAAAAGACACCACUAUGAAUUUAUUACAGCUUCAGAAAAAGAGAAUAUAGUACUUUUAAACGUCUCAGUGUGUAUCGUUUCGUUGCAGUUUUUACGUAAAGCAGUGUGUAUAUUAGGGAAAAAGAGGCAUAUGUACUCUUGCUUGGCUUAACCAUUAUCUCAAAGUGUCCUUGUAUUUCUUACAACAAUCCUAGAGACAGGUCCUCUCCCAGUGUUAUUUAUCUCUUUAAUAAUGCACACAAACCUGGUCAAACAAAUGACAAUGGACCAAAGUACAAGCUGCAAAGCAUACUGUACAAAUGGGCACUUAAGUUGUGUAUAGGUCUUUGUAUUUCUUAAUGUAAUGGCAUCUGACAGCUCCUUGUAAUUUGUUUGUUUUUCUCCUAAAACCAUCUUACCAAUUUUACACCCUUUUGGUAUUCAUCGGAAUUCUUUAAAAGUUACUGUGCAAGUUUUAUAUGUAUACAGAAAAAAGAAUAAAAGACAUAAUAUUUGCUCAGGAACUGUGGGAGAUUGAAUAAAGGUGCAAUGAAUACCUCAGCAAUCCCAAAACAUGAAUCAUAUGAUACUUUUCCCUGCUGCCACAUUCUUUUUUAUUUUUUAGCAAAAGCUUCCCCAGAUGAUCCAGAUCUACUUCAUCAACUUAAUGGAAAAAGUUGAGUCUAGACGAGGCCUACCUAAAUGAGUUAGAGCACCAAAUGUUACUGUCUAAUAAGGUGUCAAAUACACACAUAAUUGGCUUAAUAAUUAAGCCAACUCAAAGUGCAAAAAAGAGCUGUUCCUCCAGCAACUCUUUACGCUUUCACAGUUAAUCAAUUUCAAAGACCUAUAUGUCAAAAUGCCAAAUUUUAGGCCAUAAAUAAGGAAUUGAUAGUGUCAAAGAGGUUGAUGCUGGACUGACUUUGCCAGAGGAGACAAAGUUGGAGACACUGGUGUUUGAGGGUAAUGGGAUAUGCAGGCGCCUUCUAAAUGUGUAAAUUAGGCAUUUGAUUGUCAAAAUCCCAAUGAGGUUUCAAACAAUCAGAUGAAUCAAGCAGAACCCGUCAGUGAACAGAAGCUCUUCGGUUAAUACCCACACACCACUGCUCAUGUUUGUCUAGAAAGCGGAUUUGUUCAGACAUCUGUGUUUUGGCCACAAGCAGACAUUUUGGAGGCUGUCAUAAAUUAUUCCCUUGUGAUCAUAACAUCAUAAAUAUCAGCUUCCCAACAUGGCAAGUGCUAAUCCAGUCUUGCUCAAAACCUUGAAAACAGCACAGGACGAGCUACUGCUAACCCCUCAAUGAACGUCUGAAUGCCAGACGUGGCAUUAAUCCCUAAAUGCAGUGUGUUUCCGGCUUUGACGUUGAUCACAACCUUAUGUGUCUGAAGACUUACAGGAAAAAAAUCCAAGAAAAUGCCACUAUGGAAAUUUAGGUUAUGCUUCUUUUGCCUUUGAGAAAUACACAGAAAAGCUAAUAAAAUGCCCCUGGAUCAGCAUUAUACUGUCAAAUAUUACAAAGAUCGACUCAACCAUCAAUUGUGUGGGGAAAAAAUCCUUACAUUACGUAUUGUAUGCAAAAUAAUUGCUGGACAAUGUUAUUAUAUCAUCAAUCUACAUGUUUUCAAAUGAAAAUUAACUAUAAUUAUUGUAAUAAUCUGUAAUAUUUUAUUCUUGUAUGAAUGUUAGCUAAAUUGGAGCGAGCUAUAAAACUAAAUGAAAUGUCGUAGUUGGUCAAUUCCAGUUUGUUUGAAAUUGAAU